Molecule: messenger RNA, 4470 nt
Organism: Bactrocera dorsalis (oriental fruit fly)
Lineage: Eukaryota; Metazoa; Arthropoda; Insecta; Diptera; Tephritidae
Exons: 6
Coding region: 2567-3844 (425 amino acids)
Molecular function (GO): sequence-specific DNA binding
Source: RefSeq, a predicted model, not a curated record
GAAAAAACAAUCGCUUAAAAUCAAGUUCCUGCAUGAAAACUCUUUUUAUUUGUGAAGUGUAUUACAAGUUCGAUGCAACCGAAGAUAAUUUUUUUUUGUUAAGCUAUUGCAUAGAUUUAAUCGCGGCUUCUGAGCGCGGCGACCGAAUCCAGAAAUUCCGUAACGAAAAAAAACCUCACGCUCCACGACACAUGCAUAUGUAUGUACAUAUUAUAUUUCUUUGGCACAUUUGUCUGUAUGUUUACGAAAGCAAAUGCGAGCCAUAUACAUAUGUACAUACAUUCAUAAUAACAAGUGUCGCACGCUUCUUUCGCAUCUCCGUUGUCAGGGUCAACCAAUUUUUUGUUGGUGACAUAUUCACAUGUGUACGCAUAUGUAAGUAUGCAUGCUUAUGCAUUAUUUGUUCGGAAGUGUAUACAAAUACUUAUAUGUAUGUACAUAUAAGUAUAUAUGAAUGUAUGAACUAGAGAUGAGCGAUAUUGUGAUUUUUCGAUAUCUGUGAUUUCAGUGAUUGCUAUUUUUAAAUCACUGUGAUUUUAUAUUGCUAUUGCGAUCGCAACUAAGUUGACGUUCAAACGUCGUUGUUGUUGUUGUAGCGGCAGAUUCUGCCAAUUUGACACUGUUUGGCCGAAUAAAAGUCCGGGUCUGUUCCAUUUACGUAGACCCGACUGUCGUGGGAACGACGGAAACAUUUUGUCGUUAUUGGCGGCAAAUUCUCUUUUGGCUCCUGUAACUCGAGUCAAGUUUUUCCGCCUUUCUUUUCACUACAUUUUCGCAAAUGUUGGAGCGGUUCGGCUACCUGACACUUAGAGCGUAUUGCAUAGUUCAUUUGUAUGUUGGUAUGAUGGUUUCACACAUUUCUUAGAAGGAAUUACCAUUAGUGUGGUUGAUAAUUUGUUUGUUUAGAAUACCCGCUUUUAAUAUUUUCAAGACCAAAUAAUUAACGCGAGUUUCCUAAUCUUUGGGAAAAUAUUAAAAACCCGUAAUUUUUUUAUUCCAUCAUUAUUUCUGAAAUUAAUUAGUUACAACUCUUGUUUUCAUCACAAAAAGAUCACAGUUUCGAAUUGCGAUCGCAAUUCACAGGUUCGAACUGCGAUCACAGUUUCGAAUUGCGAUCGCAAUUCACAGGUUCGAACUGCGAUCGCAAUCGCAGUUCAUAGAAGCGAACUGCUAUUUAUAAAAAGUGAUCGCAGUUGCGAUUUGCGAUUUUUCAAUCACAGUGAAAAAAUCACCGGUAGUGAAAUAUCGCUCAUCACUAGUAUGAACUUAUGUAUAUGGCUCGCAUAUGCAUUCGUCAAAAGUGAAACAAAAUAUAAACAAGCAAAACGAAAUUCUUCGUUAGGAGUGUAAUCAUGGGCAUGCAUACUCGCCUAUUACACACGGCAACAAAAGUUGCGGCAACUCUUGGUUUAUAGGCGAGGGGGCGACGAGGAGAGGAGAAUCGCGCCGAGUUUCCAGUGUUCAGCAACUCGCUUUGUGUUCUUAUUCGUAACAGUUCGCUGCGACGUUUUUCGGCAUUCGUGUUCUUUCUUUCGUAGUACAUAGUUGCAUUUGCGUAUAUUUUUUUGAAAUUAAUAUUUUGAAUAUAUUUAAAAAAUUUAAUUUCAUCUUUUGGUAAGUAAUUUGCAAAUAUGUAUACAGAUAUACAUAAUAUAAUAUAAAUAUUUUAGAAAAUGGAGUAUGACGAAAAAAUCGAAUUAAUUAAAGAUAUUGUGAAAUGUAUGGAGGAAGCCGUACAAGUUGAUUCAGACGAUAGUGAAAAGGGUGAUAUAUGUAUGUGAAGGACUGUUGUAUAAUCUUUGUUUUAAUUUUGAAUUAUAAAUAAAAUGUAUUUCUUAAUUGACAGAACUGAUUAAUGUAUGUGAUAGUGUGGAACAAAUAUCUAUAAGAAAAAUGAAACGACAAUGGGUUAAAGUAAAGAGUAGACAAUGGGUUAAAGUAAACUGAAAGAGAAUGAAAAAAAACUCGAACAGAGUUGCGCAACACAAGUUGCUCGUGUGAAGGUAAUGGGCGACAGCAAAAGAGAAUCGCCCGAGAAUUAGCAACUUUUGUUGCCGCGUCUAAUAAUGGACAUACAUACAUAUAUUUCUGUCUCUUCAUAUUCUCUGCUUCGGCAUAUAUGCCAUGCCAUCAUAUGCCGUAAAUACAUACAUAUAUUUUUUAAGCUAUUUUUUGAAGUGAAACUUCUUUACGCGCGCUUGGCUUGGGGAGUAAGCUGACGAACGCGUUACGAAAAGUGUGAUCAGGCGAGGCGAACGGUAAUUGGUGGGGGAUAUAGGCAAGCGUCAGCAGUGCGCGCGCACAUUUUUCUUUCUUUCUCUUACAGCUGGGAAAUGAAAUAUGUGUAUACUUCAGUCAGUAGUUCGUUUGCGAGUUUACUAGCGUUACGCGAACGGUGAUGGUUUGGUUAUUUUAUUGUAAUUUACUGUAAUUUUAUUGCGUUUUGAACAAUUUUAUGAAUUAAUAUUGUUCAAUACAUUCAAUAUUUUACGUUUAAAGUGAAUAAAAUUGUAAAUUUAUUUUAAAGUUUAUGUUAUGUGAAUUUUCGGGUAAAUAAUAACAAAUUAUGGAGAAAAGUGACACAGACUCCGAGUAUCAAAGCGGUGCUUUAGAACCACCAACUAAGAAGAAAUUACGUACGAAAAUUGUGCACAAAAAGUGUGUGACAACAGAUUCAAGACAAGAUUUUAAACCUAGUGAGACCCAAUCAAUUGAUAAUGAAUCACGAAGAGGUUUACCAUUACAAAUAAUUGGUGACAUCGUGAUUGAACAUGACAAUAAUCAAAUGGAAGUUAAUGAUGGAAAUCUCACUAUAGAUCAUGUACAAAAACCGAGACAAAUGAUUGAAGUUAGGUUGAAUAAAGCGCCAAAAACUUCUGCAGAACGUGGUCGAGAAUUCAGAGCACGAAAAGCACUGCUUAAACAACAAUGUAAGCAACAACAGGAACCAGUCCCUAAACCCUCUGAAAUAACGACAAUAGAAAGGAGAGCAAAGUCUGCAGAGGCAACACGGCGAUGGAGAGAGAAAAAAAAGGCGUUAGUGGGUCAUCAAAAAAAACAGGCGAAAACUGCAGCUCAACGCAUUCGAGAAUACCGAGAGAGAAAGAAAUUAGCAAAGAAAGUACUGUUGGAGCAGCAAAGUCAUCAAGAUUUAGAUGCUGUAGUCAGUACAUCAUCAUCACAAGUGAAUCAAAGGGCUGGUCCAUCAACAAUAAACAGCAUAUCCGCAGAGCUAACUAACAUGGAUUUAGAAGAAAAGCGUAAAGAGCUAAAAAGAAUAAAAAGGCAAAAAAAUCAUAAUGCACGUCAAAGGGCAUAUUAUCAGCGUCAGAAAGAUUUGAAGAAAAAUGAAGAAAUAAAAAAAGAAAUAAAAAUAAUGAAAACAGCACCAAAAUCAAAAUCAAAUGCUGAACGUCAAAGGAAAUUUCGUCAACAUAAUGCAGAAAAAUCUUACAUGGAUAUAAAAAGACAGGAAGAAAUACUUGCAGCUGAUAUGAAAGCAAACAGAAAUAUGGAGUCAGAAACAGAAUUGAAGACGAUUGACAACAGUGAAGACAUUGCUGAAGACACUGAGAAACCUACCACUUUAAAUACUUUACGCACAAAAUCACAUCAAAUAUGUUCAACAAAUGCUGCUACAAUUACUUUAACGACAACAGGAUGUAUGACGGAACGUAAGAAGGCGACACCCUAUGAAAACUUAUCAUCAGAAGAAAAGGGUUUGAAAGCAUUUUUUGACGCAAUGUUAGGUGCAACACAACGGUUACCUGAAUUUCAUCAACGUCGUAUUAAAGGGGAUUUGGUGAAAGCGUUACGACAUCAAGGAGUCAACAUAACGGAAUAGUUGGUUUUGUUGUUGUUGUAGCGGCAAAAAGCUGCCGAAUUGAUAGUCCAUCGUCGGAUGAAAAUCCGGAUCCGUUCCAGUUAUGUAGACCCGAUUGUCGUGGGAACGGAUAACGGAAUAGUGUCAUAAAACAGUAUUACAUCUUUUCUUCUAGUUUCAUUUUUUUAUUUGUAUUCUAAGAAUGUUUGAUAUUGUGCAAGAAAUUGACUUGUAAAAACAAUUUUCGAAAAAACUGUUUUGAAACCGUUUAUUAAUAAGCAGUGUUCAGAAAAUACGUAGUCGAGAUGUGUACUUAUUAGUUAUAUGUAUGUAUGUAUAUAAUAUACAUUGAGAUGAGAAUUGCGAAUUUUUCUAUUAAACAAUUUUUGAUUAAAUAUAAAAUUUAAAAUUUUUUAUUCCAUUUUUGUGAGGAUUGAACUGAGGAUUUUUUGAUUAACCCAACAUUUUUUAAUUUAAUGUUUAUAUUCCGUGAUAUGUGAUAUCUAGACAAAAAAGUUUUUUUUUGAAUAUUUGAAGAAUUAACAAAAUGUCAGUGAAUUAAAAAAAGUGCACUUUUUGACUAUUGCUUUGAAGCUUAAAAAAUCUAAAGAAUCGAAAUAAAAAAUCAAAAACCCAUACCAAACAAA